GCCGCGCUUGCCUCGGGGCUCCCUCGGCGGCUGAAACCCUCGAGCGGGUGGGAGGAUCCCUGCACGCCUUCCUCGGGAUCGUCUGCUUCUCCCUGGGCCGUGCAAGGAAAUACGGGUUGAAGGCUCCGGAUCUCGGGAUUUUACCCAUUUAUGGACACUUUGGAUCGUGCGGCUGAUUGGCAGCGUGAAUGCGCUCAAGCUCCUGGAGAGGUUUAUUUUGGGGGUGGCCGGAGUGUUGCCCGCACGGAAGGGGUGGCCGCGGGUGUGCGGAGGGGACAGAAGGACGGACACGGAUACCCACCCCUGCCACAUCCAUAUCUCGUGUCCUAGCAAGGGCCUGCGAGCACCGAGGGGCUCCCUGCCGUGACCGCGGCCAGCCUUGGAUGUGACAUCUGAGUCGGAAUGGGAUCGACGCGUUUUGGAGGGGUUUGAAUCCCCCGAGUAGAAGGGGGCGCAGUCACCGAGCCCUUCUGGUGACUGCUCAAUGCUCCGUGAAGUUUUUCGGUUUUUAAAAUGGAAGUGAAUAUUCCUGGGGGGAAGUUUCAGCUUUAAUCGCAGACAAGCCGAGGCUUGGUGCACGCAUUCCAUAGGGAUACUGCCUUAAAAAGCCGCUGGCUUCGUCCACGGGAAGGCUCCGGCUGGGCUUUUGCCCGCCUGGGAGAAGCUCGGGAGCUGCAAGCUUUGUGGAAAAGGGACAAGAUGUGGAAUAAUGGAGUUGGGACCGCUGAUGCCUCUUGAUCGUUCCUCCAAAUGACCGAAGUUUUGGGGAGCGAUGCCAGUGAGCUCCUCCGAACCCGCCGGCCAUGGGAACGGUGACCUCCUCGCAGGAUCCCAAAGUCCCCGAGAUUGUGAAACCAGGAUUGCAGCAGACCAGGGGAAUCCGCCUCCUUACCGGUGGAGUCCAUUGGUUUCGGGGAGACCCCGGGAACACCCCCCGUGCCCCAGCACCUCGGGGUGGCUGCGGUUGCUGGGUGCUGGCGGGUUUAGGAGAUUUUAUUUCUCGAUUCCUGCGGUUUGGCCGGGAGUUGGCGGCUGUUUUUGGCAUCACGUGGCGAUGGAGGAGGCGGGAGCCUGCGAUGAGAGGCUCCCGCUCCGGGCAUCGCAUCCCGGGGAGGAAAUUCCGGGGAGCCUGCCUGCCCUGCUGAUAACACACACGGGCGCAUUGUUCCGAGCUGUCGGAGCAAAAAAUGAGAUCUCUCAGGUGUUCCCAACGGCCUUGGCAGACUGAGGAGGCGCGGGAGCCCUCCCGUGUCCUUCGGACACCCAAAACGCGGCAGAUAAAGCUCCCGUGGGAGCUUAUCAGGGAGGUUUCGCUAGUGGCUGCACGUGUUCUCUCUGCGCUUGGUUUUACUUUUACUCCCUUCCCGGCCAAACGGCCGCUUGUGGGAAAAAACCCCUGAGAAAGAAAAGAAUAUUUUAAAAAAGAGGAAUAGCGGGUUGUGUUUAUUCCACCCGCUGCUUUUCCCAGCUGUAGUGUUUCGGAAUAACCGCCUGCAUAUGAUGGGAUUCUUCCAGGCAUCCCCCCGCAGCGCUGAUUCCCACGUGUCCCUGUCCUCCCCCUCUGGCUGCAGGGACAGUCCCAGAGGGAAAAGGCUGAUGGCGACUGCAAAAGCAGAGCGGUUUUCCUGGCGUGGCACAGGUGUGGAGAUGGGGUUGGGAAAAGUCCCUGUGGAUUUAACGGAGAGAGGGAGCCCCUCUCCCUAAUUUGGCUGCUGAGCUUAAACGAUCCCUGGGCGCUGCUCUGGCCGCUGCGGUGGGAUCACUGUGCUGCUCUGCAGCCCUCCAGCCAGAAUUUAACUCGGAGCUGGGUGAAGCAGGGCGAUUUCAUCGUGCCCCGGGGCGUCACCUGAUCCCGUGGUGACAGGAGGGCCGGUGUCACAAUAUCCCCGCGGUGGGCAGCUGCGGAUCCCCGGGGCUUUGGGGAAAGGGGAAGAAGUGGGGAAACGCCGGGAUUCACAAGGUCCUGGAUUGCGGUCCCAGCUUGUCCACCCCUAAUAUUGUCGCAGCUGGGAAGGGAUCCCAUGCCUGCAUCGCCCUCCCACACAGCAUCUCCCAGGGAGAUGGAAUUAAACACCACCCUCCCAAGAGAUCCCUUUUGAAAGGAAAAUAACCCAGUCUGGGGUUUUAUUCAAGCUUUCUUCGAUUUGAAAGGAGCUGUUUUCCCUGGAUCUAAGUGCUGGCAAAUGUAAUUGGUACUGCACGUCUCGAAAAUGACCCCAAGGACUUAUCCUGAGGAUAAAACUGUUGGAAAUGAUGUGGGGGAGCUGCUUCCAAGGGUGCAAGCAGGGAGGGAAGCACCGAGGCUCCCGUGGGGAUUUUCAGAGCAUUCCAGGGAGGCAGUGUCCUUCCUGGGAAGCGAUGAAUUGUUGAAGCUUGCAUGAGAAACCCACCGGAAAGGCUCAGUGAGGUGAGCUGGGGAGCUCUGGUCCGCUCGUGACAAAGCUGCUCACUGCCACCACAAGUUUCCCCCCGUAUCUGCUCUGUUUCCCCUGCUGUUGAUGUGGCUUUUAUCUUAUCUGCACGUGCUCUUCCUCCAUUUCCUCCUUGGCUUCUCUGCUCACGUUGCUGCAAAAGGUAAAAAAACCCAAACCCAAAACAAAACAAAAAAAUGAGAUCCUACAGUAGGGUGUCCAUCCCUGGCCUUGGGGUUUCUGGGCCGUGCUGGGUGACAGGGAGUGACAUUUGGCCGUGCUGGGAGGGUGCUGAGUGAUGCUCAGUUUGUCCUGGGGCUGCCUGGGUGAUGUACAGGAUGCCCAGGUGAUGCGGGGGAUCCUGGGUGAUGGUGCAGUGCUGCUCUUGGGGCUCAGGUGAUGGCCAGGUGUCUCAGUGGGAUGCUCAGGAGAUGCCGGGUGACGCUCAGAGAGCGCUUGGGGUUCUCAGGGAUGCAGAACUGUGCUGGACAGGCUGCCAGCUCCACCUGCUGGCACCCACCUCCGCUCACUGCGGGCCAGCACCCACCCCGCGGCAGCCCCAAUUCCCCUAAGGGAGAGGCUGAGCUGCUGCCUUCGGGAAAAACCUCCAGUUACUUUGCAAGGUGAAGCCGUGGAUGGGGAUUUUGGGAGCUCUGUGUCCGUGUCUGCUGGCUCCUCACCUGCACUGACCCAGCUUCGAUCCCUGCUGCCUGCAACAGACGCUCUUUGAGCUUUGGAACCAAAGCAGCCAGAGCUUUCCAGGGCUUUUCCAGGGAGACAGAUGGAGAAAUGCCCUGCCAGGCUGCCAGGAUUCCCCUCAGGGGCAGGGAGGGUCAGAUCCUGUGGGAUCCUAUGGAAGGGGGAAAUCCCUGCACAAUUAAAUCCCUCACAACCGGCCAUGCUGUAGAAAGUGUACAAAAGAUGUGCAUCUCCAAUUAAUGCACACACAGUUAUCGGACCUGCAGUGGCAUUCCCCUGUGGAAAUGGACUCAGAUGUGCAAAGAUUCCCUGUCUUGAUCCGAGGCCUGCCUGAUGCACUAAAAUUUCGUGCUAUUGUAAUAUAUGAUACAAAAUAGUUCGUGCUUCUCAAAUAAAGAUUCCAAAAAAUUGUAAAAGCCACGGCAGGGAAAAGGACUGAUUUGCAAUUGUGAAAUCAUGGGAGGAGGCAAUGAAGGACCCGAUUUACAAUAGAAAAAGAGUGACUUCCACGGGAGAUGGGCCUUUACCAGGGAUGAGUACCUGAUAUGCAUCUAUGAUAAGGACAAUCUGCAUCGUCAAGAGUGUGCAUCCCAACACAAUAAACCGAGAUAAGCAUUCAUCUCUUCCCAGAAACUGUUUUGUCAAGCCAACAGCAAAGAAAAGAAACUACAUGAAUAUGUGAAGCGAGCAAGACCGACAGAAAGAAUGAAAAAAACUCUGCCUUAAUCAGAAAACUGUAUAAAACUGGCCCGGCAGAAGCAGAAUUGGUGAACAGAGGGGAUUUCGGAGUGCUAGAGCCCAAAUCUGUGUUCACCCAGCGCCGAUCCUGAGCUCGACACUUUCUUUUUGAUUGUGGCUUUCCGAGACCGAUUUUGGUCAUGCAAUAAAAUCUGUUUUAAUUAUUAAUUUGGCUGCAUCAUUUAUAACAUCCAAUUAAUGCACACACAGUUAUUGGGCCUGCAGUGGCAUUCCCCUGUGGAAAUGGACUCGGAUGUGCAAAGAUUCCCUGUCUUGAUCCGAGACCUGCCUGAUGCGCUAAAGUUUUGUGCUAGGAUUAUCAGUUUAUUUAUCGUUGUUUUAUUUGUGUUUUCAUCAAAAGUAACUAAUUUGGAGACUAAAUAUCUGUCAAACAGCUUUUAUACACUGUUACUUUCCUAUUUGCUACGUUUACUUUGUCUUUUUUUACUUGGGAAAAAAAAAAAUGAUGUGGGAAAAGUUUUGUGCCUUACAGAAGUAUGAUUUUGUCUUUACCAAACUUAGCCUGGGAGUUAGUGCAAGGAUUUAUGCAUAUUUGGAACAAAAAUAUAUAUGUACACCCUUCCACGUUCUGCCUCUGGAAGGCUUGAAAUUUAGGAUGAGGAUACAUUUUUCAGAGAUAUUAACAGGAACACUGAGUAAUCUGGACAAUGUGACAGAAAAAAAGGCCACAUGACCUUCUGUCCCAUUAUACCGCAAAUCAACCCCGUGGGAGAAGAUUUGGAGUGAGCAGCCGCAGAUGAGAACUGAUGGAAUGUUUGGGUCGGAGGUGGAGUCAGAGGACGGAAUGUUAAUGGUUAAUGCCUCGAACAAUCGAGCAUUUGCAGUAACUGCCCAGGUGCAGAUGGGUGCACACCCAUCCCAGCCUGCAGUUGUCUGUUGGAUAAGAUAAGGGAAGAGGCUGAUAAGAGACAAAUCCUGCCAAGGGAGCGGGUGCUUUUUGGUCCUGUCAAUGUCCCUACACGUGUGGCUCAGCUGUGAAAACUCCUCUCAGCACAGUCGAAGUUAGCCUGCAGACACUUAUCGCCUCUGAUGGGCCAUAGACAGGUCUUAAAAGGUGUCACAGGGCAAACAAAUACUCGGAGGUGUCCAAUGAUCCAUGGCAUUACAUCAUCCAGAGAAAAGCUCCCUGCCCCAGGGGCGGUACCUGGGCGUUCCCACCGAGCCGGAGCAGUAUAUUAACCCCUGCAACUUUGUGUUUCCCGCACUGCUCUCAACCCGGAGAGAUCAUCACAGUGGAACUGCGACCUCCGAUCUUGUUGGAAGAUCCACAGCUGGAAGGCCAGCUGACCUCUCCCGUGGGGACACCGGCACCAACCUAUAAAUGGCCUCAAAACGGUUCUCGCAGUCUGCAGACCCCGUGAUUCUCCACAAGCUACCUCGCCUGGAGCCCGCCGCCGGCUUCCUGCCCAGCAAAAUCCCGGGCACAUCCAGCCCCGUGCCCCACCCUGGUUUUGAAAACCAUUUCAGCUACAAGGGCUCCUACUUUGCCUGCCCGCUGCAGGGCCCCGAGGGUGGCUGGAGCCCCGCGCCUGUCUGCCUGCACUACGGCCCCGCUGCCCUGAGCCAGCCCGUGCCGGCCGAGGGGCCGCGCCUGGGCUUCCUGCCCUACCCACCGGGGAGCCCGGGCAGCAGGCUGCAGCCCCCAGAUGCCCAGAAGAGCAAGGACAGCCUGAGGCAGGAGCAGCUGAUGGCCAGGAAGAAGCUGGACAGCCCCAGGUGCCCCUUGCCGCUGAAGAAGCCGGCGGUGGUGAAGAAGACAACUCCUCUAGCACCUAAGCCGGUGUACAGAGCCCCCGCUUCCUUCCUGGCUCCCAGGAUGGCUCUGCUAGUGGGAACACAGGCAGAGAGCCUGCAGCAGCGACCAGGGGAGGCAAACUGGGCCCUGGCUCCUGCUCCGCCCCCGCUGCACCCCAGCGAGCCCCACAAGAGGGGUCCCUGCUCGGACUACAGGCUCCAGCUGCUGCCCUCCAGCCUGGCCCUGCCUUCCAAGGAGCAGCUGGGCUCCCCCGUUGCCUUACCCCACUGCUGCAUCACCUUUGAUAAGUACGGGCCACCCCCCAGCACCCCGUUCCUGGAGACAAGCUGUCCUUCUGCCCAGAGCCAGAAGAAGGUGCCGGAGGUCCCCAGCCUCAGCCUGGACCCCUGGCCCAAGCUCCAGCCACCUGAUGCCAGCCCAGUGACCCGGGAGAGGUCGGCAAUGUGCUACCCGUGCCCCCCCUACCCGCUGUCACCCCUCGGAGCUGGCCCCCUCUGCCACCCCCCAGCUCCCGCUGUGGGGGAGCCCAGUGCCCUGCCCGGCUUUGACUACGUGGGAAGCAGGGAGCCCUUUCCCGGCACCUACCUCAGGCUCCAAAACCCCAGGAAUUACUUUCCCGGCCCCUUGGAGCCCUAUGUGCCGAGGACAGGGGAUGCAGGGCUGGGAGCAGUGCUGAGGGAUGCCGAGCUGCCCAGGGAUGCCGAGCUGCCCAGGAACACGGGGUACCCAGGGUUUGCCGUCAGCCCCGGAGACGCAUCCGUGUUCCGCGCCCCCUUUCCCGGCACGGAGCCGGGCUGUGAGCAGCACCGGGCAGAGAGUCCGCAGUGGCGAGCAGCACCCAGGCACAGCAGCGCUUUCCAGCCUGUCUGCACCUCAGAGAAGAUUGGGGGCUCCGCUGGGCUUGCUGAGACGUUUCCUGAGAGAGGAGAGAGCUGGGAGAAGCUCAGGCAAGCAGAGGAGGAGCCGCUGUACCCGGGGAGGAGGAACAUCAGCCCGGCCCCUCAGGACCACCCCGGUGGGGGAGCAGGGGAAGGAAAUGCCUGCAAGGUCAAGGAUCCGGCCAAGGAGCUCAUCCGCCCUUCUCCGUCCGUGACCCCCACCCAGGGGCUGGAAGACCCGAGGGACAACAAGGCUUUGUCGUCCUCCCCACCGAUGCCUGUGAUCCACAACGUUUUCAGCCUGGCACCUUACCAGGAGUACCUGGAGAGGGCAAAGGGCUCAGAUCCCGUCCUGUUCUGCAGGAAGCAUCUGUGGGAGGGCUCCUCACCCCAAAACACGGGUGGCAGCCAGGAGCCUGCUGCCCUCAGAGACGUUUCAGUGGUGUCCAGCCUGAGUUCCAGCAGUGGUGCAGUGCAGAGCCAAGGGGAAAGCUGUUACAGGAGCACCCCUAAAAAGACAAAGCCUGUGCCCCAAGAGCUGGAGUCUCAGGAGGGCAACCCUGACGGGCUGGGCACCGAGGAGCCGCCGCCUGAGGACAUGGUGCUGGACCUUAGCUUCAAGAAGAGACUGGUAGAUGCUGGGGACACCCACAGACCCACUGGGUGUGCGGAAGGAACACUGGACCGAGAGGAUAAGGAGGAGAAAGAGGCUGCAGGGGGGAAGGUGGGGCUGGGAGAGGAUGCGCAGCCCCGGAUGCCUCGGGCGGACUUUGGGGACAGGAGCAGCUUCCAGAGCUCAGUCACCUUCAUAUUCCAAAAAUACAAGCUGCUGCCCUCCAUCCCGCCCAGCACUGAGCCCCCCCGGCAGGAGGGCAGCCCCCACGCCCCCCAGCUCAGCGCCCCCACGCCGGCUCCCCCAGCCUCCUCUCCAUCCAGCACCGCCCCGUUCCCAGCGCCCAGCCCCCAGCUCAGCAUCAUCCUAGGCCCAAACCCUACCCAGACCCUGCUUCACAAAGCCCCCUCCAGCCAGGGGAAGAAGGUCUUGGUGGUCAGGCAGGUCGCUGACCUCGCCGCACAGACGCGCUUGGGGCAGCAGUUCACCACCCUGCACACCUUGCUCUGCGACACGAUUUCGGCCUUAGUGUCCCGCUCCGCCCCCGAGCUCCUGCGGCAGUGGCUGGAGAAGGCUGACCUGGUGGAACAGCUGAGAGACAUGUCCAAAUCCGUGCCCAAGCCUGAAAACGGCUCCAAGGCUCCCAGUCCUCAGAAGCCCGGCAAUGACAAGGAGAUCUGGCUGGCUUUCCAAGACAUGGCUGUGCUCCUUGCCAGCCUGCUCUCCCAGCUGAAGACCUUCAUGCUCGCUUGCCCUUUCCCCCACGUCGUCCGGGCGGGAGCCAUCUUCAUCCCCAUCCAUGUGGUGAAGGAGAAGCUCUUCCCGAAGCUGCCCGGGAGCUUCGUGGACCAAGUGCUGCAGAAGCACAAGGUGGAGCUGCGUCCCACCACCCUCUCGGAGGAGAAGCACCUGAGGGACCUGGAGCUGAAGAGCUGCACCUCCCGCAUGCUGAAGCUCCUGGCGCUCAAGCAGCUUCCUGAAAUCUACUCCGACCUGCUCAACCUCCACUGGCACAACUCCAUCCGGCAGCAGCUCGGUAGCCCUGGCGUGGAGGCACUGAAAGCUGAUGGCGAAGCACAGCCACAGACAGAUCAAGAAAAAGGAGGCACUGAGGAAUGUGCCAAGGACGACAGCCAGAUGAUGACGGGAAUGGGAAGGUCCUGAGUCCCCAGAACCGAUGGAUGCCGAGACUGCCAGCAGCCCUGCAGGCAGGUGCUCAGCUCCCACCAGCACCAGGAUCCUCCAGGAUGCUGAUAACCUUGUCAGGGACCCUCAGGAUGCUGCUCGGGGUGGAGAACAGCUCAGUGGUGCUCCAGGGAAACACCCAGGGAUGCUGGUGGGUUAUCCGGCCCAUGGGCAUGGGCUGGAGCCCCUCACAGCAGCUGGAGGUGCUUUUCUUUGGAUGGAUCAUCUUUGGAUGGAUCAUCUUUUAGUGCAUCUCCCGCCUCCAUCCGUGAUUGCCCUGGUGAGCUGAGAGGGAAUGGCUGGAGUUCCAGUGGAGAUGGAGCACGAGCAGCAUGGAAAUGGCCACAGCACCGUCCCCAGGCCUGGAAAAAGGGACUGCAGGGAUAACAUCCCCCCUCCUGCUUUAUCCACACCGUUCCCAAUAAACAUCCCCUUUCCUCUGGGAUUUUCACCUUUAAAGUGCCACAAGGACCAGGCACAACAGCAAGGGCAAGGGAAUCGUGACUUCCAUAGUCCCAGGACUAAUAUUUUUUUUUUGUUAAAAAUGAACAUUAACAUUUUACAAAUGUUCUGGAUUUACCUUUAUAAGGAGCUGCUACCUUCA
This is a messenger RNA of Hirundo rustica (Barn swallow), 8905 nucleotides long. It is a transcript of the gene PRMT2IP, whose product is annotated as chromosome 13 C15orf39 homolog. Bases 5191 to 8280 code for a protein of 1029 amino acids. The record is from RefSeq and is a predicted model, not a curated record. The transcript is spliced from 3 exons. Lineage: Eukaryota; Metazoa; Chordata; Aves; Passeriformes; Hirundinidae.